Molecule: messenger RNA, 1485 nt
Organism: Papaver somniferum (opium poppy)
Lineage: Eukaryota; Viridiplantae; Streptophyta; Magnoliopsida; Ranunculales; Papaveraceae
Product: ATP-dependent DNA helicase PIF1-like
Exons: 1
Coding region: 1-1485 (494 amino acids)
Biological process (GO): DNA repair; telomere maintenance
Molecular function (GO): ATP hydrolysis activity; DNA helicase activity
Source: RefSeq, a predicted model, not a curated record
AUGAUGAGAUUUCUGAGACUAGUUCUACCUUCAAGACUUCUCAGUCUCAAUAGAUUUCUGGGUUUCAAUAAAUUUUCAACAUCUCAUUCUCAAAUCAUCAAGAAAAAUCACAAUUACAGAAAUUGCAGUUUUCACCCUAGAUACUUCAGUAAUAAAUCUUCAUCAGAACAAUUGGAAACUGCAAAGCUAACAAAACAACAAAAACAAGUUCUGGAAGAAGUUUCUAAAGGAAAAUCAGUAUUCAUUACAGGAUCUGGAGGUACAGGGAAGACAUUUUUGCUCAAACAAAUUGUUAAUCUUUUGAAACAAGAAGUCCAUAAACCUGAUGAAGUUUUUGUUACAGCUUCAACUGGUGUUGCUGCUUGUGCUUUAAAUGGGCAAACCCUUCAUUCAUUUGCUGGUAUUGGUUUAGGAGAAGAUGAUGAAGAUGAGUUGCUUGGUAGGGUUUGUAAAAAUAAAUUAGCUUCUCAAAGAUGGAAACAGGUGAAAGCUUUAGUUAUUGAUGAGAUUAGUAUGAUAAGUGGUGAACUUUUUGAUAAGAUUGAGUACAUUGCUCAGAUGUGUAAACCUAAAAGAAGGGGGGAAAUUUGGGGUGGAAUUCAAUUGAUUGUAAGUGGCGAUUUCUUUCAGCUUCCUCCGAUUAUUAAGUACAGUAAUGGUGAGGUUAAAGAGUUUGCAUUUGAAGCUGAAUGUUGGAAUGAGAGUUUUGAUUUGCAGAUUGAACUUACUAGAGUAUUCCGGCAAUCGGAUUCUCAGUUUAUUGAGUUGUUGCAAUGGAUUAGGAAAGGUUAUAGAGAUGCUAACAUGCUUAAGCUUUUAGAUAAAUGUUGUUUGAAUGAAUUGGUGAAUGUCCCUUCGGACGUGCCUCGUUUGUUUCCGAGAAAUGAAGAUGUUAAGAGAUUGAAUAAUGAGAGGUUGAAGAAUUUGGGUAAGGAAAUUGUUAGUUACAGAGCUGUGGAUAGAGGGGUUAAUCCAUGGAGGAAUCAGCUUCAACAAGGGAUUGCACCAGAUGUUUUGGAAAUUUGCCUAGGUGCAAGGGUAAUGUUGAUCAAGAACAAAGAUGUUGAGGCUGGUCUGGUGAAUGGUGCAGUUGGCACUGUAAUUGGAUUUGAUAGGGACUAUGCAAGUAAAGUGCUUAAAAAAAUGUGUGCAGAACGUAUACGGCCCAAGGUGCGAUUCGACUCUGGUUUGGAAAUGGUGAUUGAACCUGAUACUUGGGAAGUGACGGAAGGAAAUGAAGUUCAAGCGCAACGUGCACAGAUUCCGUUGAUUUUGGCGUGGGCAGUUAGUAUUCAUAAGUGUCAAGGAAUGACUCUCGACCGUUUACAAACUGAUCUGUCAAGAGCUUUUGGUUGUGGAAUGGUUUAUGUUGCACUUUCCAGGGUUAGGAGUUUGGAUGGUCUUUACAUGUCUGGUUUCAGUUCGUCAAAAAUCAAAGCACACCCUAAAGUGUUGCAGUUCUAUAAGGGUCAAAUUGGGAGCUAA